This is a messenger RNA of Talpa occidentalis (Iberian mole), 2482 nucleotides long. RefSeq names its product TUB like protein 2 (gene TULP2). The transcript has 13 exons. Gene Ontology annotation, biological process: protein localization to cilium. The record is from RefSeq and is a predicted model, not a curated record. Bases 255 to 1826 code for a protein of 523 amino acids. Gene Ontology annotation, cellular component: cilium. Lineage: Eukaryota; Metazoa; Chordata; Mammalia; Eulipotyphla; Talpidae.
UUGCAUUGUUGGGAGUGGAAUGCGAGGGGGACCAGGAGGGAGAGAUUUCGGGCAGGUGUCUUUGGGAAUCCCCUCCCUCUGAGCCCUUUUUCUUCCCCUGCCUACUUCCCAGACACCCAGAGAUUAGGUCCCCAGCUCUCAAAAAAGAGGGUCAGCUAUGUUUAGAAAUUGGCCAGAGAGGCAAGGCACUGAGGUGUGAAUGUGAAAGCCCAGGUACAAGAGGAGGUUAAGCAAUCUCCAGGAUCCCCGGCAGAAUGUCUCAGGAGAAUGACACGUGGAGGAAAGAGGCCCUGGGCAAUGAGCUUGCCACUAUGAGGCUGCAGAAGCUGGAACAGCAGAGGAGGCUGUUUGAGAUGAAGCAGCGACGGAAGCGCCAAGAGCCUCUCAUGGUUCAGGCAAAUCCUGAUGCUACCCUGUGGCCCCGGAGAAACCGGUGGAGGAUGGGCCGCUUUGCAUCUGACAGUGGCCUCGGGAACCCUUUCCUUCAGGAGAACGUGCCAGAGGCACAUCUGCGCUCAGGUGUUCACAGCACUCUGGGUAUUGUGAGCUGCGAUGGGGAUGGUAGUGGUGAGCGCCGUACCUUGGCAUCACCGGCAGAAGCAGAUAGUUGCGAUCCGGAGUUGGAGGAAGUCUCCGUGGAGGACAUUCCAACCUUUCCCCCUCCUUAUAAAGAACUUCGUGGGGCUCGACGCAGGGGUUGGCCGGCUUGCCUCAGACCUGGGAGUAACGCAGAUGAUGAGAGUGAAUACGCAGAUGUUGGAGAUGAGUAUGAGGUCCCCAUUUUGGAACCAGACUUUGAAGUGGAUGGUGACCAGGGACCUGAAGACUUAGCAUCUUGCAAGGAUGAAGACCUGGAAGGUAAGAGAGAGGAGUUGGAGUCUACACUGACAGACUUCCUUGGGGAGAAUAGCCAAGAGGUGUCCUCCAAAGGCAAAUUCGCAGGCAAGGCGGGCGAGAAUAAGGGCAAGGGAAGCCCGGAAAGUAGCAACAAGGAGGCGUCGCCCCGCUCGCCCACCCGCUUGCCCACCUGCGCCCCAGGCCCUCGACUGGGCGAGGACAUGGAAGCGUACGUGCUCCGGCCGGCGCUGCUGGGUUGCAUGGUGCAGUGCCGCAUCAGCCGCGACAAGAGCGGCGUAGACAAGGGCAUGUUCCCUUCCUACUACCUCUACCUGGAGGCGACCAACGGCCUGAAGCGCUUCCUGCUAGCUGGGCGGAAGAGAAGAAGGAGCACAACCUCGAAUUACCUCAUCUCCCUGGAUCCCACCAACCUGUCUCGGGAUGGAACCCACUUUAUUGGAAAAGUCAGAUCUAAUAUCUUGGGCACCAAGUUCACCAUCUUUGACAACGGGGUGAAUCCUGAUAAGAAGAGUUUUGGCCCGGAGACUGCUCGGAUCAGGGAAGAGCUGGGGGCUGUGUGUUAUGAGACCAACGUCUUGGGAUUCCGAGGGCCCCGGAAAAUGACUGUGAUCAUUCCCGGAAUCGAUGCCCAGAAUCGGAGGAUCAGCAUCCAGCCGCAAAAUGAACAGGAGUCGCUACUGAAUCGCCUCCAAAGCGGGGCCAGCCAGGGGCUGGUCCUGCUGCAAAACAAAGCCCCGAUGUGGAACGACGAGAAUGGCGCCUACGUGCUCAAUUUUCAUGGUCGAGUCACUCGGGCCUCGGUCAAGAACUUCCAGAUCAUGCAUCCAGAUGACCCGAACUCCCUGGUGCUCCAGUUUGGUCGAGUCUCCUCGGAUUCGUUCACUAUGGAUUUCAGCUUUCCGCUUUGUCCACUCCAAGCCUUUGCCAUCUGCCUGUCUAGUUUUGAUGGGAAGCUGGCAUGUGAGUAAUCCAAUGAAAUAUACUCUCACCAGCAUCUGUGCAUCUUAUUGGGCCCCAGCACACUCUUUUGCACCAUCUUCCUGAUAACCAGCUCUUACUAGAUGAGGACUGGGGUGCCCAAUCCUGUCUCUAGACUGUGAGCUGUUCAGCAGCACCAGCUCCCUUGAGACUCACAACCGAUCAUGAGAUAGAACUUCCACCACCAACAUUCAAAACACUACCCUCGGUGAAGGAGAAAAGCACAUGGAAGACCAGGUUGACUGGUUAGAGCAAGGCAUCUGUAAAAAAGAUUUUCAUACAAUAUGUGAAGAAUCACAUGCUAGCUGAGCCCCAGGGGCCAGGGGGAAGGGCCAUCAGGCUGUAGGCACAGCUCCUAGAGGUCUUAAAGUGAAUGGGGGGACAUGGUUAGUUUGGGAAAGUGAAAGGAGUGUGGCAGGCCUGGGGAUCCAAAGGACAGGGACAGGGUAUGAGGGGAAUGGUUGGAUGAGGGUGCAGGAUUUGGGAGGCAGUCUUGAACCGCAGCACAGAGGUACUGAUUAAAGAGUUAUAAGCUGGGGGAGUCCCUAAGGAUGGCCUUAAGACAGGCAUAGGUGAGAAUGAGAAUAAUUACCAUACUAUCUAACACUUAUGUAGCAUUAUCUGAUGAGCAUUGUUUGAAAUACUC